This is a messenger RNA of Phycomyces blakesleeanus NRRL 1555(-), 1740 nucleotides long. RefSeq lists its product as hypothetical. Bases 1 to 1740 code for a protein of 579 amino acids. Gene Ontology annotation, biological process: protein deubiquitination. The transcript has 3 exons. Gene Ontology annotation, molecular function: cysteine-type deubiquitinase activity; cysteine-type endopeptidase activity. Gene Ontology annotation, cellular component: nucleus; cytosol. The record is from RefSeq and is a predicted model, not a curated record. NCBI's taxonomy places the organism in Eukaryota, Fungi, Mucoromycota, Mucoromycetes, Mucorales, Phycomycetaceae.
AUGUAUGAUUCACUUGAGCCGACUAUCGGAAUCCCACCAAUCCUCAAACCUUCAUUGUCCAGCAGCGAUGAGGAAGUCUCUGACAAGAAAAAGUCUCACAAGAAGCGACUCAAAAUCUGGCGAUUCUUUUCUCAUUACCAUCACAAGAAGCACCCCAACAAAGACACAAAACAAGCUACAUGUUUACUGGAUGAGCACAUUGCAAAGAUCACAACUCUGAAUGAGUACGCCAAAGAGCACCUGGCAGUCAACCUUGAAGAAGAAGCAUUCCAGAGCCUGCUAGAGGCAAAUGAAUGGGAUAUGAAAAAAGCCAUUGUCGAUCUGGAAGACUAUCAAGAAGCCGCUCAUGGUAUUCUCAGACCUCUGCCAAAAUCUGAGACACAGUUACUGGGCAGUGAGAACGACAAAAACACUAGUUGCUAUAUCGACAGUCUGCUGUUUGCCAUGUACGCAAACAUGACUACCUUUGAUCCUCUCCUGACUUAUGAUACAACCUCCGAUGUUGUCGAGAAACAAAAGCUCCAGGCCCUUUUGCGAUUGUUUGUCAAUACACUGCGCAAAGGACAUUUAGUCAAAGGGGAUUCUGUGCAAUGGCUACGAAAAGUAUUGCAGGACUGUGCAUGGCAUGGUCAGAAUAAGGAUGGGGUGUGGACUCAGGAAGACGCUAGCGAAUUUUUUAUGUUCCUUACUGAAACUUUUGAUUUGCCCUUUAUUCCGUUUCAAAUCCGCUUAUUCCACGGAGCCAACAAGGACUCUGACGACGAUCGUGUGAUGACAGACCGACUUCUAAUGCUUAGUCUUCCAGAUAGCGAUGGCAGAAACAAAUCUGUACAGCUAGAAAGUGUGCUUAUCAACCAUUUCUACAACAGCAUGGUAACCGGAGUUAAGCGGCAGAUCGAUUAUAGUGCUUAUGCGAUCUCUCCUCAAAGCACAAGUAACUAUCUCAUGGAUGAUGUUCCAGAAGAAAAGAAAUUGAAGGAGAAGAUUAGAAAGGACAAAGAGAGGCAGAAUAAGGAAGCGAAAGAUCAUCAGGAAGAAGUUGAUGUAACAGCCUGGCAGGUUCUUGAACUUUUGCCGUUCUACAGUGCAACGAAUGAACAAGGAACAUCCAUAAAAACACAGGCUGAGAACUCCUUCCCGGAUUCCAACAUGAUCCUGCCAAUUGUACUGAAGCGAUAUAAGUAUGAUAAAUUUGGUGGCUGUACCAAACUACAUACUCAGGUCGAAAUUCCGGCAACUGUUCCAUUCAACGAAUUCGUAAAUCAGAAUGCAGAUGCCCCAGUGUGCCCCACUUGUAACAAGCAAAUAGAGUUUGUGAUGCGCCUUAGAAGCGCAGUGUGUCACAUUGGAUCCUCACCUAACUCUGGCCACUACAUUGGAUUUGUGCGUCUGGGUAUCGAAGACGAAUCUGACUGGCUGAAGCUGGAUGAUAUGGAUGUAAAUCAACGAGUGCGAACCAUCAAAGGAAAGAAUUCCGCAGAAGUGUUCCGUGAACUAUCCAAGAAUUCAUAUAUCCUAUUCUAUGAACUCGACAAGACUUGCGGGCACCCUGUAGACGCUAGCAUUGCCGCACAUACCAGAUUAAGAGACGAAAAAAAGGCUCUUGCUGAAAAAGAAUAUUUUGAACAAAUCUCACCUAUAGACGGCAAUGCAACUAAUCAUCAUCACCAUAGUCAUAAUAGUCAGUACUCUAACCAAAAGAUUAAAGAGCAACGUAAUCCUGCUUGUAAUCUCAUGUAA